CUCUGCACCAGGAGGAACCCAGGACCCACUGCACCAAGAGGAACCCAGGACCCACUGCACCAGGAGGAACCCACGACCCACUGCACUAGGAGGAACCCAGGACCCACUGCACUAGGAGGAACCCAGGACCCACUGCACCAAGAGGAACCCAGGACCCACUGCACCAGGAGGAACCCAGGACCCACUGCACCAGGAGGAACCCAGGACCCACUGCACCAGGAGGAACCCAGGACCCACCGCACCAGGAGGAACCCAGGACCCACCGCACCAGGAGGAACCCAGGACCCACCGCACCAGGAGGAACCCAGGACCCACUGCACCAGGAGGAACCCAGGACCCACUGCACCAGGAGGAACCCAGGACCCCCCUGCACCAGGUGGGACCCAGGACCCCCUGCACCAG
Messenger RNA from Staurois parvus, 402 nucleotides. The record is from the annotation of a GenBank genome assembly. Lineage: Eukaryota; Metazoa; Chordata; Amphibia; Anura; Ranidae.